AAAAGAGAUCCCGUGAUUGGAUGCACGUGAUUGUAGGGGGCGGUGCCGGUACUGCAACACGGAAGUGAAAGAUAACAACAUUUAAUGGUUCAUAUUUAAUCGUCUACAAGGAUAAUACGUAAGCAAAGGUAGAAUACGGUUACAACAAUGCAAGCUACUCGAAAACGCCAAACCAAUAAUAUCCAGACUUCAACGCAAAAUAGAAAAAUUGUUUCCAGAGAAAAUGCGUCAUCAGAAAAGAGUCCAAAGUUCCAUUUGGACCUAUGGCUAUGGCUUACCCUGGAGAACUGGAUCUUAGACUUCGGAAGGCCUAUUAUCAUGAUUGUCCUUCCACUAGAAUGGUUUCCCCUGAACAAGCCCAGUGCUGGAGACUACUUCCACAUGGCCUACAAUGUAAUCACUCCCAUCCUCUUGCUUAAGCUGGUGGAGCGCAGUCCUAAGGUGCUGUCUCGUUCGGCGGUCUACCUCUGCAUCAUCACACUCGUCAUGGGGGCCAGCAUCCACCUUGUGGGGGACUCCAUCAACCACAGGCUGCUCCUGAGUGGGUAUCAGCUCCACCUGUCCGUCAGGGAGAACCCAAUCAUCAAAGACCUGAAGCCUGCAUCACUGAUUGAUUCAUUUGAGCUACUGUACUACUAUGACGAGCAGCUGGGACAUUUAAUGUGGUAUAUUCCCUACUUUCUUAUUUUCUUCCUCUAUUUCACUGGAUGUUUUACGAAAACCAAAGAACAAAACGUCAUCCCCCUCUCUGGUUGGCUGUUACUGGGACCCAGUGCUCUGUACUAUUGGUACUUGGUGACUGAAGGGCAGAUCUUUGAACUCUUUCUGCUCACAUUCGUGGCCAUGGUCGCCAUGGUAAUGCUGCAACAGCGUAAAGGCUUAAGGCCAGACAUCAAUGGGCUGUUUUUGUUAGGGAGUUUUACUGGUACCAUGGUACUGGUUGUUGUCUGGGUGACCUAUCUGUGGAACGACCCAGAUUUACGAAAAAAGUAUCCAGGACUCCUUUACGUCCCAGAACCCUGGUCUUACUACUCAUUGCAUGUCAAAGAUAGCCACUGAUGGUCAGUUUUACA
Messenger RNA from Gadus chalcogrammus (walleye pollock), 1073 nucleotides. Its product is annotated as ceroid-lipofuscinosis neuronal protein 6-like. NCBI's taxonomy places the organism in Eukaryota, Metazoa, Chordata, Actinopteri, Gadiformes, Gadidae. The coding region runs from base 148 to 1059 and encodes 303 amino acids. The record is from RefSeq and is a predicted model, not a curated record. The transcript has 7 exons.